Messenger RNA from Monodelphis domestica (gray short-tailed opossum), 4486 nucleotides. RefSeq names its product elongin BC and polycomb repressive complex 2 associated protein (gene EPOP). The record is from RefSeq and is a predicted model, not a curated record. Gene Ontology annotation, biological process: neuron fate commitment. Lineage: Eukaryota; Metazoa; Chordata; Mammalia; Didelphimorphia; Didelphidae.
CAAUAGAAUCUUUUUAUUUUUACAGAUAAGAAAAAUGAGACAAUGACAUUUGCCCAAAAUAGUGAGUAAUAAAGCCAGGAUUUGAAUCUAGUUGCUUCAAGUUGUAAACCAGCACUCUUCAGAUUAUGAUAUACUUCCUUUCUGGGAACGAUUGCAUAUAUCUGUGUGUGUGUGUAUGUAUGUGUUGUGUGCUCCUUAUGGCAGACACCCCAUUAUAUACACCCUUUACUGAACCCCAAGGCUGAUGGUGACAAUGCAUUGAGUAGCUAUAAGGGAUCCCAGAACUAGUCCCAGAUCAUGCCUCCUCCAGUCUCUCCAUAUACAGUGUGGACACUAGGGAUGGGGUGGGUGCAGAAUAUAGGUUUUUUUAGCAACAAAUACCCAAACAACUGCUUCAUCUUCUGGACUACACACCUGGAAUCGACCCUUCUUUCUCAUCCAGAUGUUGUUGGGGGACACCUGAGGAAAACAAUGCUCUGAUUGUCUUCUUCAUUAGAGGUGGCAAUCUAGGCACUUCCUCUUUCUGCAUACUGACACCCUCCCCCAUUUACUUCCUUAGUAGAAGAUAAACUUUUAUGUCUCUCCUCACACCCUUAUUCCUGCCGGCCCACUCACCUCUCUUUGAUUACCUGGAGAGGAGCUGCAGUCUAACAACUGGAUUUCCAAUCUAGGGGAAGUAGCCCAGGGAGAUUUCAGUAGAAUUCUCUUUUACUGAGUUUACUCUCCUUGAGGAAAGGAGCUAGGAUCAGUUUCAGUGCAUUUCUUCCCCUUCACUUCAAGACCCAUUUUUUAAGUUGGGGAGAGGAGAAAGCUUUUGCCAAAAUCUUCUCCUUUCCAUAGCGCUCAGGAAUGUAAGAAUACCGAAUUCCCAUCCCCCAUCCCUCAAGUCUGAAUAGAAAUGCCCAUCUCCAAAGACUCCCAGGAUGUUUCUGGAAAAGGAAAAAGGUGGGGGUGGGUAAAUGGACAGGCAAUGGGCUAAAGACUCCCCCUCUCCUUUCUAUAGAGACUCCACCCCUUAAGCCCCUGUAUAGGAAGGACCUUGAGGAUCAAUCCUACCAGAAAUCCUUCAACCCGAAGUGGUAUUUCAGGACCUUGGAAGGAGAAAACCUGGGAACCUUAAGAAGAGAAUUUCCUCUCCGAAUCUCAGUUUCCACUUUGUCUAAAGGAGCGGAUUAGAUUAUAGGACUUCUAUGGUCCCUUCUAACUGUAAGUGAUGGUGGAGGCGUGGCCAAAGGUUUGAAGUGGAAUCGUCAAGUUAUCGGAUUUUGUAUAUAAAAAGUGGAUAAGGCAAUAAAGGUUCCCCCCGCCCCCAAUAAAGCAGGAAGGAAAGGAAACAUUUUGUCAACCUAUCUAUCCAUGUAUACCCCCAAUCUGAUCCAUAUAGAUAAAAGUAAUUCGCUUCGGACACACACGUUCCUUACUUCAAGGGUUCACACACAAACUGGGCGCAUUCCCACACUUUCACACCCAGUUACUCUCAGGGACCCACAUUUACACGAAACACACACAGAGAUUCACAUUCACAGAUUCACUCCCCACCGCCUUGGGAGAUUUCCACGUGAGUGUAGAUCUAUCAGUGAAAUGGGGAAGGGGUGGGUAGCGAAAGAGGCGGGGGUAGAAUGGCUGAGUUGACGUCACGCCUUCAGACCACCCAAUCAGCUCCCGACUCGGAGCCCCAGCUCUGGUAUUGGGGGAGCCAGGGGGCAGUUCUCUAUAACGCGGUCCUCGGGAGCUAGCCAGGAAGAAAGGAGCUCAGCAGAAGGUGCCGCCACCGGGAGCCGAAGACUGGGGGUGUGGGGGAGCCUGGGAACUUCCCCGCCUUCCUCUCCAGCCGCUUUGUUUCCCCAACCUCCGCGCUCCUAUCUUCUCUAGGGGGGCUCCAGCCGGGGCUGGGGUGAAGGCAGCUAGAGGAAGGUUUCCUCCUUCCCCCUUCCGGGGCGUUGCAUCAUGCCUCGCUCCCCUGACCGGGUGGUUGUCUACGCCAAGACUUGCGGUGGACCCAGGAGUCCGGUGGCCAGGCUGAACGCGUGAGCAGACGAAAGAAAAGGCAAGAAGACGAGUCCGGAGGUUGCUGGGGAGCCGGCGGGGGACGCCACAGAGCAAAGACCUCCCGUCGAGGGGGUGGGCAAUGUUCUUUCCUGCGGGGCCUUUGGGAAGCGUGGGUACCAGACCACUGGGAAGAGGACCCUCUCUGUGGGUGAUCCUCCAGGCCUCCCCAUGGAGACCCUACUCCCUGUGUCCCGGCCAGCCGUCCAGGCCUCCCCCCGGGUAUCUCCUUGCUCCCCUACACCCCGGAAACCACGCCGGGGUACUCAAGAGUUCUCUCCUCUUUGCCUGCGCACCCUCGCGUUCUGCGCCCUCGCCAAGCUCCGGGCCCCCCAAUUGGGCCUCGUCCACGGGCUGGAGGGAGUGGCCGGGGACAGUUGUUUGGGGGAACUGGGGCCGCGGCCGUCAGUUCUCGUGGGCCCUUUUUGCGGGGGCAGCCGAGCCCGGAACAGCCUAAAGUGGCAACCGACUAAGCCCGGCACGUCAGCUGGCUAUUCUAGCGAUUCAGAUUCGACUAGAGCCGGAGACUUCUCAGACGGCGAGGACUUGAGCACCAGGGUGCCAAGCAGCAGCAGCGAGGAGGAGGAAGAUCGUGGACAGCAGAGUAUUUGCUUUCGCAGGGCCGCUCCAGUCCUCCCUCCAGCUCUUCCCCCACUUCGGGAUUCCCCAUCUUCUCCUGCCCAAUUCACCCCCCCUAGCUUGAUCCCGCAGCUCAAUACCUCGGCAGUUGCUAACGCCAUUCUGCCCCAGGCGUCCAGUCCUCAGUUGCUGCCUCCACCCCUUCUGCCUCCGGACCCCAAGACUGGCCAGCGGGAGCUGGGAUUCCUGAGAGUGGAGCCCCAGAAAUUGCCUCUUUCCCAGAAGUACGAGAUUAAAACUGCUGCUCCUGAAGACAUCUCCCCCUCUGCAUCCUCUGAAACCUCAACCGGUAGCCCCCAGACUGCUGAUGCCAGUGGAGCUACGGCCCCCUCGGGCGAUCCCCGGAGGGAACAUUUCGAUCGUUUGAUUCGCCAGUCGAAACUAUGGUGUUAUGCUAAAGGUUUCGUGCUGGACGGGCCGAGUUUACGGCGAGUGUCGGACCGUCCAGCCUCGUCCCCAACGAAAGCCCAGGCAGGGGGACCCGUAAAAAAACGCCGGCGGCCGGUAGCUUCCCCGCGCAAAGCCCAGGCUCGCCGCCCCCCGGCCUCACUCCCAACCAAAAACUCCUUCAGCCUCCUAGCCAGCUUCCCCUGUCCUCCAGCCUUGGUGGUGGGGGAAGACGGGGACCUGAGGCCCGCAUCCUCGCUAAGGCUUUGUGGUUCCUCCAGACCGCCCCCAGCCCACCCGCUGUGGAGAUGGCAGCUAGGAGGACCCGCCAUCCCUGAGCCUCCCAGCCUCAAAUUCUGGGGGCGUACACUGCAAAGGCUCUGAAUGGGGAGGGGGGUCCCUACAUCCUUUCCUUAAAGAGGGAAGUUGCAGGGAUCUGCCCUAUCGGAGAGCCCUAUGUAGUUUACUUCUCCAAACUCCUGCUCUUCGCUGGGGAUCUCCAAGUGUGUCAGGGAGCCUAAUGGAGUCAAGGUGAAGUACCCAGCUAUCUCCUACACCACCCCAGCGCCUCUUCAUCCUUGGGGGAGACGAAAAGAAGCCAGAACCGGCAUGGAUAGCGUGGCUUCUGCUCUGGGCUCUUUCUGGCUUGUAAGGGGGUGGGGGUGCGGGGGAUCGCCGCGGGAAACCAGCUCGGAGUUAUGUAAAGGAGAGGAAAGACCCAGGGGAUGAAGAAAACACUUCUGUUCCCUGGAGAGAACUGAAUAGGGAGGAGGGGGUGGGGUGUGUGGGGAUGGGGGUGGAGAGGCAAUCUGUAGCUAGAGGUGAAGGGAGGAGAAUCGAUCUCCUCAGUACCCACCUCCAGUUCGGGGACUCCUAGCACUUUAACUCCCCGAGUCCUUUCCCCUUUCUCUCCUUCCCAAGUUUUUUUUUUCCCUCUUCCCCCAACCCACACUGUACAAAAGUAACAAAACUCUGCAACAGCUGGUUUGGAGAAUGGGAGGCCUGGACCUCUUCGUCUUCCCUAACCCUCAGCUCAGCAAUACUAGUGACCCCAACCCGAGACUCAUUUUCUUUCCAGCAACCACUCCCUACCCCCUCCUACAUCUGUUUUUUGUUUUUCCCUAUCAUCACCGUUUUCUUCUUCCUUUGGGGGAUUUCUAAAAGUGGGGGGUAGGUUGCUUGGGAAACUAGGUCUCCCUCUCCCCACACACCCUCCAGUCCUGGAGUGUUGGGGGGGAUGGCAAAGGGAAUUGGAAGGGAUUGGAAAAACAAAGUGGGCGGGGCUAGGCUCUGAGUUUGAGGGGGAGGGGGCAAGCCCCUUUACUUCCCAAUCUGCAGACUUUGAGGAGGGGGUGAGAGGCUGUCUCAGGGAAAGCAAUGGAUGGAUGAAGAAAUCAAUAAAAUCUAGACCAAA